Molecule: messenger RNA, 516 nt
Organism: Beauveria bassiana ARSEF 2860
Lineage: Eukaryota; Fungi; Ascomycota; Sordariomycetes; Hypocreales; Cordycipitaceae
Product: LysM domain-containing protein
Exons: 1
Coding region: 1-516 (171 amino acids)
Source: RefSeq, a predicted model, not a curated record
AUGCCCCGACGAUCGAGAUACGACGACGAUGAAGAGCGUCUCCCUGAGGGCAUGACACGUGUCGGCUAUGAUGCCGACACAGGCGUCUAUACUUUCCAAGAUUCAGACGGUUCCUAUUGGGAGGGCGCUUCUGGCUCACGAUAUGGCCAGCUGACUCGAGUUGGCCAUGAGCUUGCGGGUGAAGACGACGAUGCACAGCCAUUUUUGCCUAGCAAUGCUCACGCUGGCCCAAAGGUAUCCUGGAGACACGAACUCAUGCCGCUGCUCAACUUUGGAGUCAUUAUUGGCGUCGCCCUGCUGCUCUUAUGGUGGUACCUCCACGUCGCCGCAGGCCCCGAUAAAGGCAGCGCGCAGGACUGUCCCAGCGGCACGAAACCCUACACUAUCCAUCAAGGGGAUACAUGUUGGGACAUUGCGGAAAGCCACAGUGUCGGUGUCGAUGACAUCUUGACGCUCAACCCCGAACUCGACUGUGACAAGCUGUCGAUCGGUUCACAGAUCUGCCUCAAGGACUGA